AUGCAAGUUCUCUCGACUGUCAUUUCUCGACGUGGAUUAUCUCGGUUGGCUAUAGGUUCGCGGGCUGCGGCAGCAAGUAUCAGUAAUUCAGCAACAUCGAGAUUGGCUAGCACAUCUCUAGAAGGCACUGCCGUGUCUCGUCCUGCUCCUGGCUCUACGUUGCACCAGAUUCGCGCCAUGUCAUCCCCAGCGCAAAACGAGCUGCGGUUCAAGAACCCAAGGAUCUUCGUUUGCGAUAUUCAAGAAAAGUUUCGCCAUGUCAUUCACGAAUUCGAUAGCAUGUAUGGCAGCCCAGGUUCAUUCGACGCCACUCAGCUAAUCAACCUCAGCGUCCUCACCACCCAAAAGCUCCUCAAAUUCGCAAACACCCUCUCCGUUCCCGUCGUAACCACGACCCAAACCUCAGCCAAGCUUGGUCCCACAGUUUCAGCUCUGGCGCAGCUCCUCCCCUCGUCACCACACGACAAGACACGUUUCUCCAUGUCCAUUCCCUCCAUCACCGUCGAUCUACCUCAGGGCUCCGAAAUCGCUCUUGUCGGCAUUGAGUCUCAUAUCUGCAUUACCCAGACAGCGCUCGAUUUGCGCGACGCAGGGCAUAAGGUGUAUGUCAUUGCUGAUGGAGUAUCCAGCUGUAAUCCUCGUGAGGUCGACAUUGCCCUCGAUCGAUUGCGUGCCGAGCCCGGAAUCACGGUCACGUCGAGCGAGAGCUGGAUGUAUGAAUGCGUGGGAGAUUCGCAACAUCCUGCUUUCAAGGGACUGAUUGGUGUUGUCAAGGAGUCAAUUGCAGACACCAGAAAGGUUUGGCAAGCCUUGCCUCCUGGUUCCAAGAUAUAG
Molecule: messenger RNA, 834 nt
Organism: Fusarium fujikuroi IMI 58289
Lineage: Eukaryota; Fungi; Ascomycota; Sordariomycetes; Hypocreales; Nectriaceae
Exons: 3
Coding region: 1-834 (277 amino acids)
Source: RefSeq, a predicted model, not a curated record